This is a messenger RNA of Astyanax mexicanus (Mexican tetra), 9040 nucleotides long. It is a transcript of the gene nbeal1, whose product is annotated as neurobeachin-like 1. The coding region runs from base 792 to 9002 and encodes 2736 amino acids. The transcript has 55 exons. Gene Ontology annotation, biological process: intracellular protein localization. NCBI's taxonomy places the organism in Eukaryota, Metazoa, Chordata, Actinopteri, Characiformes, Acestrorhamphidae. Gene Ontology annotation, molecular function: protein kinase binding. Gene Ontology annotation, cellular component: cytosol; membrane. The record is from RefSeq and is a predicted model, not a curated record.
GGCACCGUAAAGGAGAGCGGCAGUGUCGUAAAAGGCAGCAGGAGAAGGGGAGAAAUAAAUAAAGAAGGGAAUAAAGAAGUGAAGGAAGCGGCGGAGAACGGGCUUAAGGCCGCGCUGCCCCCUGCGAGACGUGCGAGCCCUGCGUGCCGAGGUCAGAGGCUGUCCCCGUGCCCGGGUGAGGGUGGAAGGCGGCCGGGGAGCAGCGGUGCUGUGGGCUGCGGGGUUUCUGAGCGCGGAGCUCCGCCUGGGUCUGUGAGCCUCAGCGCUGCUCUGGAGGUCUGGAUUUUUUUUGCCCGCUGGAGAAAAACAGAAAACAGCCUGGAGCGCCUCUCUCCACUCCUCUCUCCUGCCUGCCCGCUUUUAGUUUAUUAUUAUCAUUAUUAAUGAGUUUUUAAUGGCCUGCAGGACUCCUCAGCUCAGCUCCUCAGUCCUGCUGGUGCGGGUUUGAGAGCUGACCUUUCCUCCAAAGCUGUGCUUUUACUGAAGGAAUAAAAGGUGGACAGAAGAAGAAGCCUUAAACAAAGCCUUAAACAAACAGAGAAAAAGACAGAAAAAAAGAUCAGCCGGCCGUCCAGUAGAGGUUCUGACCCCAGCAGGGCAUGUGGUAUCCAUCAGGCACACGGAUACCUGCUUCCAGCAGCGCUUAUACUGGGAAAUAACCAGCGCAUUUGGGAUUUUACUUCACGGAUGAGGCGCCAAGACCCUUAUCUUCAGCCAGGAAUUCCUCACAUGAUGUGGAAGUGAGGGUACUGACUUUGGGUUGUUUUUGCCUUCUCCAGCCUGCAUGCAGAAUGGCAUCCAGCGAGAGACUGUACGAGGUUUGGAUGCUGUACUGCAACAAGAGGGAUCCUGAUUAUCUCAGGCUGUGGUUGGAGAUCUUUAUCAGCUCCUAUGAUCGAUGCCUGGAUGUGGAUUUCGAAAAACCACCAAGCAGGUUGGAGGAAGUUCCUCCUGUCAUCUCCCUGCUGCCUGAUAAUAUCUUGCAGGUAUUGCGGGUGCAGCUGCUUCAGUGUGUUCAGAAGGCCUCGGCUGGACUGGAACAGGAACAGCAACAUCUUGCCCUACUGUUGCUUAAAUUCCUCAUCAUCAUCUGCAGGAACCUGUCUAAUGUGGAGGAGAUCGGCACCUGCUCCUACAUUAAUCAAAUCAUCACCAUGACAACGCUCUACAUCCAGCAGCUGAAGAGUAAGACAAAAGAGAAAGAGUUGGCAGAUCAAACUCAAGCCGAGGAAUUUGUUCGCCAUGCUUUGGCAUUCUGCGAGAGUCUAUAUGACCCAUAUCACAACUGGAGACAUCGAGUACAUGGGCAGCAGCUGAGUGCCGUAGAGAAGAGCAGACAGAAGUUUAAAGCGGCUCCCCUCACUGUGGAAUUUGUUCCUUUUUUCUACCAGUGUUUCCAGGAGAGUGUGCACCUGAAGGACAGUCUGAAGUGUUGUCUGCUGCACCUGUUUGGGGCUAUAGUUGCAGGAGGGCAGCGUAACGCUCUGUUGGCGAUCUCUCCUGCCACUCUGGAGGUGCUGCUGGCAGUGCUGGGGGAUGGGGAGUGUAUGGGUGUUGUUAGUGAUGGGGAGGACUGGGACAGCGAGGCUCCCGAUCGUAAGGCCCUGCUGACCCUGGCCUGCCUGCGCGAGGUGGUGCACAGCCUGCUGGCCAGCAGCUCGGACCAGCGACAAGUGGAAAUCAGCUCUGUGCUCGAGAGCUACUUCAAACUGCUCAACUCAGACCCCGCCGCCUCCGCACAGGUCAAAGGUCGCCCGGCCCCGCCUCGCUCACGCCACUGGGAGAGCCGCUUCGUGGCUCUGCAGGUCAACAUGCUCGAAACUAUCCAGGAUAUGUUUGAGUGUUCUGACAGGCCCGUCCUGCAAGCCAUCUUCCUCAACAGCAACUGUUUUGAGCACUUGACUCGUCUGCUACAGAACAGCAAGUUGGUAAAUGCUAGGUGCACUUCAGCAGACAAGGAGCAGAAAGAUUUAACCAACAGGUUACUGACAGGAGAGAGUGAGACCCAGGUGUUUCAAGGGAGGCUGGAUUCUCUCGCUGUGGCAACAAUUAAAGCACUUACAACAGUGAUGCACAAAUCCCCAGCUGCUAAGGAGGUGUUCAAAGAGAGGAUUGGAUACACACACCUGUUUGAGGUACUUGUCUCUCUGGGCCAGCCGUCCAGGCAUCUUUUGAAGGAACUUAUGAACAUGGCAGUGGAAGGUGAGCAUUCCUCAGUGGGUCUAUUGGGCAUCAGUAAUGUUGACCCUCUCCUGCUGUUGAUCCAGUGGCUGCCGGAGCUGGACUCUUUGGAGCUGCAGGUAUUCACAGCUGAUUGGCUGAGGCGGAUCUGCGGUCUGAACCGGCGUACCCGGGCCACCUGCGUGAACGCCCGCAUGUCCGUGCGUCUUCUCUCCACCCUGGAAAAGCAGAUGCGGCUCCACCGGGCCUGCGGGGAGAGUCUCGUGGCUCUGCUGGGGUCGCUGGGGGGUCAGUCUCUGAGCGGCUCUGAACUGCAGCAGCUGCUCAGUUUCCUCCAGCAGGAUGACCCGGGCAGGCCGCAUCCGUACGUCGGCCCUGUGCUGCGUGCCCUGCUGGCCAUGCUGAGGAAACACGGCCUUGACAGCGCCAUGCAGUAUUUCGAUCUGACUCCGCCCAUGGCUGGUAUUGCUGUUCCUACGGUAAUGCGCUGGCCAGGCUCCGCCUUCAGCUUCCUCGCCUGGCUCUCAUUGGACCAGGAUCAGCUGGGGCCACCUAGUAAAGGAGAGAAGAGGAAGCAAUUGUACAGUUUUUUCACACCAGGGGGCACGGGCUUCGAGGCGUUUAUCAGCUCCGCCGGGGCGCUGGUGGUGGCUGUGUGCAGUAAGAAGGAAUACGUCACGGUCAUGCUGCCGGAUUACUGCUUCUGUGACUCACUGUGGCACUUUAUUGGCGUGGUCCACGUUCCUGGAAAAAGACCAUUUGGCCAGAGUCUGGUCUACAUUUAUGUUGAUGGGCAACAGAAACUUUCAGCACCUCUGAAAUACCCGACUAUGACUGAGCCCUUCACUUCCUGUUGUAUCGGCUCUGCUGGUCACCGCACCACCACCCCUCCUCCUUCUCAGAUUCCUGACCCUCCGCUCUCCGGCGCUCCCUCUGGCCGCUCUUCUCUGGGUGGUAUCCUCUCCCCACAGACGUGGGGGGGCCUGCUGGGGGGGAAGCCCGAGUCCCUCACUAAACUGAUCUCCGCUGGGACUCAGGACAGCGAGUGGGGCAGCCCGACCUCACUACAGGGCCAGCUGGGCAGCGUCAUGGUGUUUCACGAGGCUCUGCAGAUCAACCAGCUCAAAGCCCUGUUCACUGCAGGGCCGAAUUGCAUUUCCCCAUUUAAGAGCCAGGAGGCGGAGCUGGGAGAUCUUUCCUCGAAACUCCUCCUACACUACUCGCCUAAGGCCUGUAGAAACCCCAUCUGUUUGGACUUGUCCCCCAACCUGCUGCACGGGCGUUUAACUGGGAAUAAAGUGGUGAACUGGGAUGUGAAGGACAUGAUUAACUGUGUCGGAGGGCUACCUGUGCUUUUCCCCGUCCUGGAGCAACUGACCCUGCUGACCCCGGACCCCAGUGACACCUCAGGGUCAGAGUUCAUCACCCCAGAAACAGCCACACCUGCUGAUGGAGACUGGGUCAUACUGCCUUCGAACAGAGCCUCAGAGGCCCGUUUGGAGAAAAAUCUUGCCGCCACGUUCCUGUUGGUGAUUAAGCACUUUCUUCAGAGACACACAAUAAACCAGGAAACAUUGCUGCACUGCCAUGGAGCUGCUACACUGGGGGCACUGCUGCAGAAGUUGCCUGCAUGGCAGGUGGAUGUGAGUGUGUUAGUUGCGGUACAGUUGCUGAUUGAGCAGGUGACAUUUGAGAAGAACCCACAGCUCCUGCAGCAGCUCCACACACACCUGCUCUUCAACUUCAACAUCUGGAACCAAGGAGACUUCCCCCUGCGCAUCGGUCACAUCCAGUACAUGUCCACCGUCAUCAAAGACAGCAGGAAGCAGUUCAGAAAGAAGUAUGGAGUCCAGUUUCUGCUGGAUACGAUCCGCCUUUACUACGGCAGUGGGAACAGAGAGGGGGAUCUGAGUGAGGACGACAUUCGAACCAUUAGAGCGUCUCUUUGUGGCCUUCUCAAGUAUUACAUCAGCAAAGGCACCACCCAGGAGGAGGUGCAGAGCAUCCUGGGAUACAUCGCUGCCAUUGGAGAUGAGGAGCAGUUGUGCAGCUUAUUGGAGCUUUUGCUCUCCCUGCUCCACACGAGUCCGGUGCGGGACCAGCUCUUCCUGCUGCUGUUCGAGCCUGGAGCAGCAGACUCCUGCUACGCUCUGCUUCUCAACCAGAAAUACAGCGACCGCCUCCGGGAACUCGUCUUCAAGGUGUUUGAGCGGAUGCUGAAGUGUGACCGUGUGUAUGAGAAGAGUAAGCAGCGGUUGAGGCUGAGGGAGAUGGGAUACUCAGGCCUUACACUCCUCUUCUCAGACAGUCAGAUCACCCCCAGCCUCGUGAAGUGCCUCAUCAACCAAGUGCUGCACACAGACACUGUGGUGAACUAUAAGGAUCUGAUGGCUCUUGUGCAGCUGACCCAUCGGGCCGGACCCAGCAUCCGCCUGCUCGUCUGUAAGAGGUUAUACUCACUGCUCCAGUCACAGCCAGAUGCGGCGCUGCAAAUUUCCCGGCAGCUGUGCUGGCAGGACACGCUAAUGAGAGUGUUGGUCCGGACCCCCGGGACAGAUGGGAGCACAGGCUCUGGCCGGGGUGAUUCGGCCAGCCUGGGCAGCCUGGAGCUCGGCCGUAGCAGCGCAGGAAACAGGCUAGAACCUCCAAUAGACCGCAAAGUGCCAUCGAACAGCAUGGGGAAGCUGAAUGAUGAGAGAGACAGCGUUUCAGACAGCAGGUCUAUAGACAGCCUGGACAACGGAGACAUGCUGUCCCUCACUGAGACGCCAGGGGACGCUCCGUUUAACUACUACGUAAAUAAAUCACCAAAGGCCGGGAAAGCUGGGGGCCUGAGUUUGGAUCUUUCCCAGAUGCACCUAUUUGAUCAGGGGGACAGCGGAAGUCAGACCCCCGGCAGCAUGCCCAGUACGCCCUCACCUCUCGAGAACGCCAAGCCUUUCCCUGGAGCCCCAGUGGAGCGAGAGACAGCCUCCUCCCUGUCUGAUGACAGCUUCCUUUUCAGUGAUAACGUCUCUCUGGGAGAGUCUUUUAACAAUGCUGAGGAGGAGUUGUGGCGGAUACUGUUGGAGAUUGUGCUGUGUGUGAUGUGGCGUGGCGUCGGGGGUUCAGACGAUACCGCCUGGAUGGAGAGAGGACAGGUGUUCUCCGCCCUCACCAAAUUGGGCACUGCCAAUGAACUGCUGCUCCCUGUCGACCACAUUAAAAACAGUUUGUUAGAGAGGAUGUUGGAGUGGGCAGUAAAUGAUAACCGUGAGUCCACAGCAGUCACUCUGCCCCAGCACACGGAGAAUGCGGUGCGUCUGCUGCACGUGGUACAGGAUUUCCUGCAGGCUGAGGGUUUGGUAAACCCUGCACUGUGGACAGAGAAAGUUCUGGAAGAGACAGUUACUCUGAUGGAUGGUCUAAUGGUGUGGUACACAGCCGGGUCACAGUGGCUACAGCUUUCUCAGGUCGGGCUCAGGCUGCUGCUCGGAUUUAUGGCACAACCCGAUCCUCAGGUGUGUGCCAUGGCGACAGCUAAGCUGAAUGGGAUUCUGCAGACGAAGAGUAUAGAGUCUCAGGAUGAAGCGUGCUUCCUGCUGGGCAGAGUGGAGGGCAUCCUCAGGCGCUCCAUCAGCGAACAGAAAGAGGAGACGUACUCUUUCCUCGUUCCCCUGCUCCGGACACUUCUCUCCAAAGUGCAUAAACUUCUCUACAUGGAGCUCCACCUGCCCUCACUGCCUGAUACCAAUGGCAGCCCGUCUUUCUUUGAGGAUUUUCAGCUCUACUGCAACUCCCCCGAGUGGAGGGUCUACCUCGAUAAAUAUAUCAUUCCUUAUAUGAAGCAGUAUGAGAUUGAGACCUUUAGCCAAGGCCACGAGACCAUGGCACUAUACUGGAAGGACUGCUACGAGGCCUUUAUGGUUAACCUGCACCGCAGAGAGAGAGAAAAGGGCGAGAGCAAGAUUCGCUUCCAGGAACUGUUUGUGGAGGCUUUUUCCCGCCGCAGCCGGCAGGAGAAUCUGCGGUAUAACAGCAUGCUGAAGCAGAUCCACAUGCAGAACAGUGCCAUCCUCAGGCAGUGGAAGGCAGCGCGCAGAGAGCUCAUGUCUGAGAGAGGACCGUGGGUGGACAAGAAGCAAAAAGAGAUGCACUGGAAGUUAUCCAGUGCUGAGAAUUAUUCCCGAAUGCGUCUGAAGCUUGUGAGGAAUUAUAACUUUGACACUCACAGAGAGGCCAGCGCUCUGCGGGAUAACCUAGGUGUGCAGCAGCAGCAGGUGAACACUGAGUCUCUCCUGUUGGAGGCGGUGAAGCAGGUUAAGGUCAGUGACCUGGAGGAGGAAAUACUGGAAUUACCAGAGGAGGAACAAACUGGGAACACACAAGUGGAUGACGAGGACGCGAAUCAGAAGGAGAAGUUGGUGAUGUCAGAGGACUGUGAGCUGGUCACUGUGGUGGAUGUGUACCCUGGCCGGUUGGACAUCACCACUCACCACAUCUAUUUCUACGACAGCAGCACAGAAAAAGAAGAGGGUGUGGGGCAGGACUUUAAAUGGCCGCUGUCUCAGAUCAGAGAGAUUCACCUGCGCAGAUACAACCUCCGACGCUCAGCACUGGAGAUCUUCCUCAUCGACCAAACUAACUACUUCCUCAACUUUAAGAAGGAGGUGCGGAAUAAAGUGUAUAGUCGGAUGCUGCUGCUUUGCUCUCUCCCUCUCCACGGCACUCGCUCACCCCAGGAGCUGCUCAAGGCCUCUGGACUCACACAGAAAUGGGUGAACAGGGAGAUCUCUAACUUUGACUACCUGAUGCAGCUGAACACCAUCGCAGGGAGAACCUACAACAACCUGGCUCAGUAUCCUGUGUUUCCCUGGAUCCUGGCAGAUUACACCUCCGAGGAGCUGGACCUCUCUGACCCACGCGUGUUCCGAGAUCUCUCCAAACCCGUGGCCGUCCUGAACGAGAAGAACGCGAAGGCAGUGAGAGAAAAAUAUGAAAGUUUUGAGGACCCUACAGGUACUAUAGACCGUUUCCACUAUGGCACUCAUUACUCUAAUGCUGCAGGAGUGAUGCACUACCUCAUCAGAGUGGAGCCCUUCACCUCCCUGCACAUACAGCUUCAAAGUGGCAGGUUUGACUGUGCAGACAGACAGUUCCACUCCAUCCCCGCCACCUGGCAGACCCUGAUUGAUAAUCCCAAUGACGUUAAAGAGCUCAUACCAGAGUUCUUCUACUUCCCAGAAUUCCUUGAGAAUCAGAAUGGCUUUGACCUGGGUCGCCUGCAGAUAUCUAAAGAGCGUGUGAAUGACGUAGUUCUGCCAAAAUGGGCCAAAUCUCCUGAGGACUUCAUUUACAAGCAUCGCAAAGCACUGGAAUCAGAGUAUGUUUCAGCACAUCUGCACGAGUGGAUCGAUCUGAUCUUCGGUUAUAAGCAGAGAGGCCCAGCUGCUGUAGAGGCCCUCAACGUCUUUUACUACUGCACAUAUGAAGGCGCUGUAGAUUUGGACGCUAUUACAGAUGAGAAGGAGAGAAAAGCGUUAGAAGGAAUGAUCAGCAACUUCGGCCAGACGCCCUGCCAGCUGCUGAAGGAGCCCCAUCCUGUGCGUCUGUCUCUAGAGGAGCUGGAAAAGAGGAAGUCUCGGUUGGAUUCAUGCCCACUAAAUGUCUUCGAACACCUCACUGAACUCAAGUCAUUCUUUGUGGAGGGAAUCAGUGAUAAUUGUGCCCUGGUGAAAGCUGUAGUUCCAAAGAACCAGUCCCACUCCUUCAUCUCCCAGGGUAGUCCAGACACUCUGGUAACGGUGAGCCAGAAUUGCCUGAUAGGAGCUCAUGGCUGGUUGCCUUACGAUAAAACCAUCUCAAACUACUUUACUUUCAUCAAAGACCCCACAGUGGCAAGUCCUAAGACGCAGCGGUUUCUGGCCGGGCCGUUCUCUCCUGGUGUGGAUGUCACUGCCAGGCUGUUUGUGGUUUCUCAUGAUGGAAAGCUGCUGUUUAGUGGAGGACACUGGGACAACAGUCUGAGAGUGACAUCCCUGCUAAAGGGCAAAACUGUGGGACAGUACAUCCGUCACAUGGAUAUAAUAACCUGUUUGGCCACUGAUUACUGUGGGAUCCAUUUGAUCUCUGGCUCUCGGGACACUACGUGUAUGGUGUGGCAGGUGCAGCAGCAGGGUGGAGCUCCGGUGGGUCUGAGCCCUAAGCCACUACAGGUCCUGUAUGGACACACAGAUGAAGUGGUUAGUGUGUGUAUCAGUACGGAGCUGGACAUGGCUGUUUCUGGAGCACGAGAUGGCACUGUGAUUAUACACUCUGUGCGGAGAGGUCAGUACAUGCGUUCGCUUCGGCCUCCCUGCGAGAGUACACUACCUGUGUCCAUUCCACACCUGGCGGUGUCAUGGGAGGGGCAUGUAGUGGUGCACACCUGUGUGGAGGGUAAAGCUACGCUAAAGGAUAAAAAUGCACUGCACCUGUACUCUGUGAAUGGGAAGCACCUGAGCAGUGAGCCUCUGAAGGAGCAGGUGACUGACCUGUGUGUGUCAGGAGAAUACAUAGUCAUGGGCAGUGAACAGGGCUUUCUGUCCAUCAGAGAUUUAUACAGCCUGGCGCUCUGUGCGUCUCCCAUGGCGAUGCGGGUGCCGAUCCGAUGUGUGUCUGUGACGAAAGAACAGUCGCACAUGCUGGUGGGGCUUGAAGACGGAAAGCUGAUCUUGGUGGGGGUGGGAAAACCGGCGGAGAUGCGAUCUGGUCAAAUCACAAGGAAACUCUGGGGCUCCAGUAAACGCCUGACUCAAAUCUCAUCUGGAGAGACGGAGUAUCCCACACAAGAGCACCUCUGAUCCCUAAACCCCGCCCUGUCACCCCCUCCCCACUGCCC